AUGGCGACAUCGAAACCACAAGAUGAAGGCUUUGCGAUACCGCAGAUAGACAUGUCCAAAGAUGAAGAAUCUGUGGUGGCAGAGCUGUAUGCAGCGCUGACAACCACCGGUUUUGCAACGCUGACAGGACACGGCAUCAGCAAGGAACUCCGAGAGAAGGCGUUUGCUGCUUCCAAGGCAUUUUUUUUGCUGCCGACCGAAGAGAAACUCAAGUGUGCCUAUCAAGGCCAUCGGUCCAACAGAGGAUACAUUGGCAUUGGAAAGGAAACUCAUGAAACCUCUGCUUCUUCGGACUAUAAGGAGACAUUUGACAUCAACGUGGACGAAUCAUCCGGAUUUUCCCAACCGUGGCCAAGUUCUACCGGUAGUGGACCCCUGGAAACGUUUCAGCAAAAUCUGAUUGCAUACUUUGAUGCGAUGGACAAACUUCAUCUUACUGUUAUGCGUCUCAUUUCCAUUGGAUUGGGACUUCCACCGAAUUAUCUGUGUGACCGUUGCAAUGAACGUCACGAAAACUUGAGGCUUCUUCAUUACCCGCACAUGCCAGUGAGCAAUAGUCCGAGCAAGGAACCUCGAUCUCGAGGAGCCAUACAUUCGGACUUUGGUACCAUUACACUGCUUAAUCAAGACGGCGUAGGAGGUCUUCGUGUGCAAUGCCGUAAUGAUACUUGGGUAUUUGUGGAACCAGUCGAUGAUGCUGUCGUUGUGAACGUGGGAGAUAUGCUGCAACGAUGGACAAAUGGCAUUCUGAAAGCGACCCUACAUCAAGUGGUAGAGGUUCCCAGCAAGAACGGCGAGACAUACAUCCCAGAGCGCUAUUCUAUCGCAUUCUUUUGCAAUGCAAACAAAGAUACAUUGCUCGAAUGCUUACCCCCAUGCGUUUCAGAGGACAGACCAGCCCAAUAUGAACCGGUCAAUGCACAUGACUAUCUGACUAUGCGCUUAUCGGCUACCAUUGACGCCUCCUCGUCGUGA
Seminavis robusta is the source of this 975-nucleotide messenger RNA. NCBI's taxonomy places the organism in Eukaryota, Bacillariophyta, Bacillariophyceae, Naviculales, Naviculaceae. The record is from the annotation of a GenBank genome assembly.